This is a messenger RNA of Vitis vinifera (wine grape), 4102 nucleotides long. RefSeq names its product DNA repair protein RAD5B. Gene Ontology annotation, molecular function: nucleic acid binding; zinc ion binding; ATP-dependent chromatin remodeler activity. The transcript is spliced from 18 exons. The record is from RefSeq and is a predicted model, not a curated record. The coding region runs from base 257 to 3931 and encodes 1224 amino acids. NCBI's taxonomy places the organism in Eukaryota, Viridiplantae, Streptophyta, Magnoliopsida, Vitales, Vitaceae.
UUUAAGUCUUACCGCCUUCUUUUUGCUUAUUUCGCGCCAGAAUGUUAAUAAAAUCCGUAAAAUAAAAUGAAGAAACCGCCAAAUUGAAUGAGAUUAAAGCUUUCGCGCCAAACACCCAAAUCCCUCAACAUAUAUUGAUCUAUCUGACACAAAGACCUCAAAUCUUUUCUGUUUUUUCUCUUCAAUUUCUCACUUUCUUAAUCAAUCUUUUGGUUUCAAUCCUACUCCAGUGUUUGGUUUUUUCCUUGAUUACAAGAUGGAUUGCAAUGCAUCCGAAGACGAUGGCAACAUCCGAAAGAUUAGAUCUGUUUCAGGGUUCGAUUCGCUCGAAUCCGAUAGCCUUCAUGCGUUUCGGCAAUGCAACAACGACCCAGAUGCCGCCCUAAAUUUCGACCGUGAUGCCCCUCCGGUAACGGUUAAACGGACCAUUACAAGUACUGGAGCCAGGAUUCUUACUCAGAUUAAGCAAGAGAAGUCUGACGAAGUGGAAGGAGCGGAGUUCCUUCAUGGGUUGAAAACGAAGAUCAAAGUAAAAGAAGAACCCGAUUUGAAUGUUGACGGGAUUUUUGAAAAGGAGGUGGGUUCAAACCCGCCCCAGGUGGAUCGGACUUGGGCGUUGGUGCCUCAUAAGGAAAUCAUGAAAAUGUCCUUUGAUGAGUUCCUUCGAGCUACGGAUGCCCACGUUGAACGAAAGGACCUUGAACGAUCAGAAGAGGCUCAAGGGCAUCAUGGGUUGAAGGACAAGAUCAAAGUAAAGGAAGAGCUUGAUGUGGGGUUACUCGGCUCAGAUAGCAUUCGAUCAUUGGUCAAAAGACCGCCUGAUGGAUUUCUCGAAUCCUAUGAUGAUUUUGUCAAGCCAAAACGUACCAAAGAUGAACAUCGCAAAGAAAACUCACAAUGGCAUCCUGGGUUAAAGGAGAAGAUCCAAAUAAAGGAAGAACUUGAUGCGACGUUACUGGGUACAGAUUCUGCCAGAAAUGAGAACUCAGGAAUGCGGGGUGAUAGCUUUGUCCAAUCAAGGAACGGAAAAGUUAUAUCUGAUGGCAACGGCCGCAAUACUCAAAGUGUUCCUUAUCACAAUCCUCAGAAACCCUUUAAUGUGAAGAAAGAGACAGCUCAAUUUCUUCCUUAUGGCAAUCCUCAGAAAAACUUCAAUGUGAAGCAAGGGAAAAUUGAGGAUAGACCAGUUACUUCUGUUUUGGUGGAGGAUGGGGAUUUUCCAGAAGAACCAGAUUGGUUUUUGGUGGGGAGGACCCCCAUUAUAGGUCUUUCCACCACCAAAGGGAGGAAAUUGGUAGACAAUGAGAUAGUCCAUUUUUCUUUUCCUUCUGCUGAUUUGAGAAAUAAAUGUAACUCAAAAUGGGUUGCGAAGGCUGCUUCUGCAGCGUCUGCUAUAGUUCGCUUCUCAACCAAACGUUCUGGAGAGAUUGGUAGGCUGCCAAUGGAGUGGACAAAGUGCAUUAUUCCACUGGUAAAUUCUUCAAAGGUUAAGGUACUUGGUCGAUGUGUAGCUGCACCAAUAAUUCUUCGAUUGAUGCAGGAAAUAGUGUUGUAUGUUAGCUUUUAUAUUCACCAGUCAGUCUUCACUGAGGGGAAUAAGUCUUCAUGGAGGCUAGAUGCGGCCCCAAACAUUGACUCCACAGUUUACCCUCUGCCAACUCUGUUCAAACUGCUGCAAAUUAAACCAUUUCAGGAGGCUGAAUUCACCCCAGAGGAACUUGAUUCAAGGAAACGUAAACUAAAUCUAGAGGGUGAUACAGAUGAAGCUCCAUCAAUGUUGCCUAUAGUGAAACAAAAAAAGGGUUGCCAACAGUAUCCUGAACAAAACAAUGAUGAACAGGCUCUCUCAGAAUCAUCUCUAAAUAAGCUUGUUGGGGCUGCAGAUCAAUAUAACUUGGAGGAGAUGGAGUCCCCAAGUACACUCAUGUGUGAUUUAAGGCCCUAUCAGAAACAAGCUCUCUACUGGAUGUCUGAAUUGGAGAAGGGAAGUGAUGCUGAGCAAGCACCAAAAACUCUUCACCCAUGCUGGGCUGCCUAUCAAAUAUGUGAUGAGAGGGCUUCUGCAAUCUAUGUGAACAUCUUCUCAGGAGAAGCAACUACACAACUACCCACAGCAAUACAUAUGGCAAGAGGAGGAAUUUUAGCAGAUGCAAUGGGGCUAGGGAAGACUGUGAUGACAAUUGCCCUAAUACUGGCAAGACCAGGCAGGAGAAGCUCUGGUGUCCAUAAACUCCUCACUGAAGCUGCAGAUGAUACUGAAGAAGCAGAGAAAAAUACUGACUCUCACACAAAGGCCCCAUUAAACGUAAAAGGCGGAACUCUUAUUGUUUGUCCCAUGGCCUUGUUAAGUCAGUGGAAGGAUGAGCUGGAAACACAUUCAAAGCCAGAAAGUAUUUCUAUUUUUAUCCAUUAUGGUGGAGACAGAACCAAUGACCCAAAGGUGAUAUCAGAACAUGAUGUGGUCUUGACAACAUACGGUGUCUUAACUUCAGCUUAUAAGAAUGAUGAAAAUAGCAGCAUUUUCCACAGAGUUGAGUGGUAUAGGGUGGUGUUAGAUGAAGCCCACACUAUUAAAUCCUCAAAGACCCUCAGUGCUCAGGCUGCUUUUGCAUUACCUUCGCAUUGCAGGUGGUGCCUGACGGGUACUCCCCUUCAGAAUAAUUUGGAAGAUCUCUACAGCCUCCUAUGCUUCUUGCAUGUUGAGCCAUGGUGUAACUGGGCUUGGUGGUACAAAUUGAUCCAAAAGCCUUAUGAGUGUGGUGAUCAGAGAGGGUUGAGGUUAAUUAAAGCUAUUUUGAGACCGCUGAUGCUGAGGAGAACAAAGGACACAAAGGAUAAAGAAGGAAGGCCCAUACUCGUUCUUCCUCCAACUGACAUUCAAGUCAUCGAGUGUGAACAAUCAGAAGCUGAACAUGAUUUUUAUGAUGCCCUUUUCAAGAGAUCUAAAGUUCGGUUUGAUCAAUUUGUUGAACAAGGCAGAGUUCUUCACAACUAUGCGUCUAUCCUUGAGCUACUACUUCGACUGAGGCAAUGCUGCAACCACCCAUUUCUUGUUAUGAGCCGAGGUGAUACACAACAGUAUGCAGACUUGAGUAAGCUUGCAAGAAAGUUCCUUGAAAACAAUCCUUGCUCUGACACUUCAAAUCACUCCAUUCCUACCCGGGCAUUUGUUGAAGAGGUCGUUGGGGGAAUUAGACGGGGUGAAAAUACAGAGUGCCCUAUAUGCCUAGAGUCUGCAGAUGACCCAGUGCUCACACCAUGUGCACAUCUGAUGUGCAGGGAAUGCCUACUUUCAAGCUGGAGGACCCCCUUGAGUGGGCUAUGCCCAAUAUGUCGGAAACUGCUAAAAAAAACAGAUCUCAUAACAUGCCCAUCAGAAAACCGAUUUAGAAUUGAUGUUGAGAAGAACUGGAAGGAGUCUUCAAAGAUCUCUGAACUUUUACAUUGCUUGGAGCGUAUUUCCCAGUCAAGAAUUGGUGAGAAGAGCAUUGUGUUUAGCCAAUGGACUUCAUUUUUAGAUCUCUUGGAGAUCCCAUUGAGAAGGAGAGGAAUCGGAUUCUUAAGGUAUGAUGGAAAAGUGGUUCAGAAACAGAGGGAGAGGAUUUUGAAGGAGUUCAGUGAGACUGAAGAGAAAACGGUAUUGCUAAUGUCACUGAAAGCCGGUGGUGUCGGCUUAAAUCUAACAGCAGCCUCCAAUGUAUUCCUAAUGGAUCCCUGGUGGAACCCUGCAGUAGAGGAGCAAGCGAUAAUGCGAAUUCACCGCAUUGGACAAGAGCGAACAGUUCGUGUCAGAAGAUUUAUUGUGAAGGACACGGUGGAGGAACGGAUGCAGCAAGUGCAAGCAAGGAAACAGCGCAUGAUCACCGGAGCCCUCACCGAUGAGGAAGUUCGAACUGCCAGGAUUGAGGAGCUCAAAAUGCUGUUCAGAUGAUCCAUCCAUUCUUAUAUUUAUGUAAACAUAGAGUAGAAGAUUAGAUAAUAUUAUAGCAAUUUAUAUUUCUAUAUAUGUAUGCAUUAAAGGGGCUUCUCUAUGUAUAGACCCAAGAGCCCAAAUUUUGUAAAUGUUCUGCCUUGGCGCUGAAAUUCCAACCUUUCAAAACAA